CUUUUUCAUUACAUCGACGCCCUCCUUGCGUUUCUGCACGACGAUCCGCAAUGGCACCCAAAAGGGGUAACAUCAAGCCCAGUGUACCAGCGCCUGUUGAGAAGAAAAAGGUGGUCGAGAAAGUCGCCAACCCUUUGUUCGAGAAGCGCCCCAAGCAAUUUGGUAUUGGAGGUUCUCUCCCGCCUAAGAGGGAUCUUCACCGAUUCGUGAAGUGGCCCAAGUAUGUCCGCAUUCAAAGACAACGCCGUGUCCUGAACCAGCGACUGAAAGUGCCCCCAGCCCUCAACCAGUUCACCAAAUGUUUGGACAAGAAUUUGGCUGCUGGUCUGUUUAAGAUGCUUUUGAAGUACAGGCCUGAGGACAAGGCUGCCAAGAAGGAGCGUCUUCUGAAGAAGGCUCAGGCUGAGGCUGAGGGAAAGACCGUCGAGACCAAGAAGCCUAUUGUUGUGAAAUAUGGUCUCAACCACGUCACUUACCUGAUUGAACAGGGUAAGGCCCAGCUCGUUGUUAUCGCUCACGAUGUCGAUCCCAUUGAGUUGGUGGUGUGGCUUCCAGCCUUGUGUCGCAAGAUGGGAGUCCCAUAUGCUAUCGUGAAGGGCAAGUCUAGACUCGGUCAAAUUAUCCACAGCAAGACUGCAUCCGCUCUUUGCCUAACCUCAGUAAAGAAUGAAGACAAACAUGACUUCAGCAAGAUUGUUGAGGCUGUGAAGGCUAACUUCAACGACCGCUAUGAUGAGUACCGCAAGCAAUGGGGAGGAGGCAUCAUGGGUGUCAAGUCCCAGGCUAAGACCAAGAUCAAGGAGAAAAUUCUUGCCAAGGAAGCUGCUCAAAGAGCGGCUUAGAGGAUGGGUUAUAGCUUUCCCUCUAGCCGACAGUUUUGCGGAACAUCAUAUGUAUCCGACAUUUUUGAACCAUCCAUAUCACAUGAGUCCAGCGUUUUCAUAUCCUUGUGUCCAUCUACUCGCAAUGAAUGCCGCAGUUUCAAUUCACUGGGACAGUCUAUUAUCAACAAUUUGCUGUGUUGGCUUGUGUCCAUCCACUCGCAAUGAAUGCCGCAGUUUCCAUUCACUGGGACAGUCUAUUAUC
Messenger RNA from Marchantia polymorpha subsp. ruderalis, 1086 nucleotides. The record is from the annotation of a GenBank genome assembly. NCBI's taxonomy places the organism in Eukaryota, Viridiplantae, Streptophyta, Marchantiopsida, Marchantiales, Marchantiaceae.